Molecule: messenger RNA, 5021 nt
Organism: Cydia pomonella (codling moth)
Lineage: Eukaryota; Metazoa; Arthropoda; Insecta; Lepidoptera; Tortricidae
Exons: 13
Coding region: 260-2812 (850 amino acids)
Biological process (GO): rhabdomere development
Cellular component (GO): stereocilium tip; plasma membrane; stereocilia ankle link complex
Molecular function (GO): protein binding
Source: RefSeq, a predicted model, not a curated record
UCGGGUGCCCGCGCCGAGCGCACGCACGCCCUGUUACUGUCAAUUCGAAUCGUGCUUAAAUUCUAUAACUUUGUGUAAACUAAUCUUGGUGUGUAUCCACUUGUCACCCUUUGAUCAUUUGCAAGUUUUAAGUGAACCGAGUGAUUGGUGAAAACUUUUGUGGAAUGAAAUGCUGAUAAACAGAUUUUAUUGGCUUGUACAACUUAUGAUGGACACCAUUGGAACAAUUUAUUAAUUGUGGUUUUCUAAAAGGUCCACCAUGUACGGGACGUCCACGGCGUCGACGACGUCGGGCUCCCGCGGGGCGAGCGUCGCCGUGGACCGGCGCGUGCGCGUGGUGCGCCUGCUGCGCGCGCGCCGCGCCGCGCCCGCCUUCGGAUUCUCGCUGCGCGGGGGCCGGGAGAACGCCACGGGCUUCUUCGUCUCCAAAGUUGAAUUCAACUCUGAAGCUCAUCUGCAGGGACUCAAGGUGGGCGACCAACUGGUGAGCGUGAACGGAUACCGAGUGGACGACGCCGUGCACGGCGAGCUGGUCCACUACCUCGCGUCACAGUCACGCCUCAAGAUCAAAGUCAGACAUGUGGGAAUGCUGCCAAUAAAAGACAAAGCCCACGAAUCGCUCUCGUGGCAGUACGUGUCAGACCGCGCGUCGCUGGGCUCCGACGUGUCGUCGUCGCCGACACUGUGCCACGACACGGAGCGCAUGGCCGACCUGCGACUGUCCAUCCUGGUUCCGCCUAGGGCCAAACUGGGUUGCGGGAUCUGCAAGGGGCCCGAGUGGAAGCCUGGCAUCUUCGUGCAGUUCGUGCGGGAGAACGGCAUCGCGCGAGAGGCGGGCUUGAGGCCGGGGGACCAGAUACUGGCGUGCAAUGGACAGGAUUUUGCCAACGUUUCUUUUAAUGAUGCUAUAUCAGCCAUGAAAGCAUCGGGCCGCCUGGAACUGCUUAUACGCGAAGGUGCCGGCACUGAGCUGGUGUCCCCGGAAAGUUCCGGCUACAACAGUUCAGCCUCAUCAGCCGCAGGGGAGCGGAGUCCCGCGCCGGUCGCUCACGUCCCCCUGGCUCCUCCGGCGGCGUUGAGAAGGCGGCUCGCCAGUGUGGCGGAAGAGGCUGCUGAUCGCGCUGAUAGACUGAAUAUGAAUCGACUGAAGCGUCGGACAUGGGAUAGUUUAGAUUUCGACUGGAAGAACAUGGACAUUCACAACUUUGACGCACCAUCAGACAUAGAACCUGAUUACGAUUGCCCUAGUAUACCAAAUAACCCCCACACAUACGAAAAUAAAAGUAAUAUUAGGAAAAAUAAUAUCAAUAAGAAAGAAAUAAUUAGCAGCCCAUCAAAUAGAACUAUAAUUAAUUUAACUGAAGACGGUGCCACGAUACAAUGUAGUUACGACAAUCAAUCUCCUAGAAAGAGUACAUUUUCUGCUAAUCAAUCGAAUAGGGACAAUGACAAAAAAACCAUAGUGGUCGAGGUGCACCACACGAGCGCUCCGGCUUGUGGCAAACCGCAUUGCAACUACCCGCCUCCAAUGAAGAAAGACCUAAGCUCCGAUACUGCAAGCAUUUCUAGUUGCGGGACGCUAUCCAGUGCUAUCGCGGAAGAGAUUCAGAAGCGAAAAUUGAACAAGAAGAACUCGAAUCCAGAGAACAGCCUACCUUUCAGUCUUAUAAAGAAGGCGAGCUUACCGGUACCUACCGACGACAAGAAGAAGCAGCACGAUGCUCUGAUGGACGAGUUCAAGAAGGUCCACCGGAAGAUGUUCUCGGGGCUGGAUCCCGGCGAAGAACUGAAGACUGAAAACAACAAUGUUGAAACUUUGGAUCGCCAGCAAACGCUACCGCUGAGGAAGGAAGAAGCUCAGUCGGAAAUCUUUACCAACGGGCACCAGCAGGCGAAACGAGAAGUGACCAACGGGCAUACGCAGCAAAUACGUGAAACUUUCAACGGGCACGUUCAACAAACACGCGAUACACCAAACGGGCAUGUAAGCGAAGCUUUGAACGGGCACAUUUUACAAAAACGCGAAGACAUAAAUGGGUUCCAGCAAAAGCGGGAAAUCGCAAAUGGACAAUCGCAUUCUAAUAAGCAUAUACAGCAAAGACGAGAAGCCACGGACAACCCUCCUCCACCACCACCGAUGCCAGCGGUGAAUGGUCAACAGAACGGAGAACAUAAAAAACUAGACAUAUUGAAAUCGAUUCCAAAAACACUUAACACAGAUCUAGUUAACUCUUUGAACCAAAGAAAUGGUUCGUUAGCACGAACGCCUACGCCCGACUACAAUAACAAGACAGAUUUUAAGACACAAUUUAAACUAAAGAGCGUGAAAGAUGACAAGGCCGAGCUGGACUCGCUAGAGUCGUAUACAUUAAAGAAUCCCGCUAACGUGCAACCAAAGCCGCCAUCGAAUUAUUUUGUGAAAGCGCCAGUUGGGACAGCGACGAUGAAGAAACACCUGAGACCGGUGUCUGUCACUAUAGGGGAGUACGCUGGAGGCGGAAACAGCCGGCGUGAACCUUCAAAACUGGAGUUCCUCAGUGGUGACAAACUUGAUGGGCCUUUGCCGGCAGACGAUGAUGAACAUAUUUCCAAUAGACUUCAGUCGGAGUUAGCGCUUACACUGUCUAGGUCCAAUUUACGCAAAAAGACUGACGCAUUGGAUUAUCAGAUAGGUCCAGAUAUCCAGAGAGUAGAUAACAACGAAGAUAGUGAUUGGUCUAUUGACAAAAAAUUUCACGCCAGAUAUGGAAACAAUCUAUUGCCUCUACCACCGAGCAUAACAAUACCCAAAGUAUCGAAAGUAAAGCAUUGAGAGGCGUUUCAAAUAUCUUCAAAUUUUGUUAUUGCGUCAUUAUCCAUUGUCUUUUACACAAAGAUGAUUAUUUAUAUGCCGACGCAGGUCGAUGAUUUGAAGAUCACUGUGAUUUGUGAUUACAAUUAGUUAAAUUAGUGUGUUUUAUGUCGCAUACUUUAAAUUAAGAAAAUAUUUUUAUAAGGGUAUCUUAAUAUAAUAUGUAAUUAAAAUAAUAUGUUUUCAAUACUUGAAAAUUGAAUUUAAUAAUUGAAAAGUCCCGAAUAAGAAAUUGCCAUUAACGGUUUUAAAAAAGCGUUUUAAAUAAAUCAAGUUAAUUUUAUUUAUUGCUGCUUUAGAAUAUACAUCGGCACUGAACAGUGCAUUGCCAAAGUUAUUCUCAUAAUUGUUGGAAGUCAAGUUGAAACUUUACUGUGGAUAUAGCUUAGGUACAGUCAAUGUUAUAAAGCCCGGCCAAAAAUAUAUGAUCAUAUUGAUCAUUGUCAAGAGGGCGCUGUUAUUCUUAUGUAUUGGGUGACAGUUCAGUUUAGUAUGAAAAAUGUAGUUCAAAUUAAAUUGCGCAAUAUGGCGCGUGAUCAUAUAUUACUGGUCAGACUUUAAAUAUGUUGUCACCGUACGUACAUCAAUAGAAUAUCAUCAUAUUCAUAAAAGUUAGGAACCUCUUACGAAUAUCUGAUAAAUUUUGUCUCUUUCUAACUAACAGAUAUGCCAAAAUGAUGGAUAAAGACAAACGAUUAUCAACGGUUUGUUAGAUUAGUACCUUAGUAGACAGACGUUUAUGUAUAAUGCCAUAACAACAUACAUUGUAUAUCCUUGACUGUACCUACUCGUUUACAGAUGCUGCUGAUAGGACCAUGUCGUAAAAGGAGAAAAAAUAUAAAUUUAAAUAAACAAUAAAGUAGGCAUAACCUAUGCCUACUGUAUUUGACAUUUAAUUAAAAUUUCAUCACACUUGCUCGACAAAGCUCUUAUUUCAUGCAGGUAUACUGAAGGACAAACGCAUGUAUUGUUCCCACGGGAGUUAUGGAUUGAGAAAAAAGCUAUAACACCCGAGGGAGUUAUAGCUUUUUUUAUUGUGUCACUAAUUCUUACGAAUGAAAAAUAAAUGAGUUUCACUUUUAAAAUACGGCCGUUUAUUAUUUAUUUUUAUUGUUUAUGUUAAACGAUAUUUAAUUUGAUUCAUUUAGUAGCCAUAUAACUCAUAUAAGUAAAAUAUUUUUUAAAAAUUUUCAAUCGUAGCUGAAUGCCGGAUAGGGUUGUGCCUUCGAUGCCUAAACUGUCAAAGAAUGACAAUAUGGCGGAUUAAGAAUAAUUUCGCUUAAAAUUAAGUUUUUUCUUCGCAAGUGUGAUGUACGUAACUCCGGGGGUAAGAAUAUUUCAAACUCGAGUCUUUAAUGCACUCCAGCCUGUGGAUUUUCACAGUGUCCUAUUCUAGGUUUGUAUUAAUUGCAUUGCGACGAGGCAGCUACGAACACGUGUCACUAUCAGCUCAACGAGGGGGGGCGGGUUUAGGGUCGGCAACGCGCAUGUAACUCCUCUGGAGUUGCAGGCGUACAUAGGCUACGGAGACUGCUUACCAUCAGGCGGGCCGUAUGCUUGUUUGCCACCGACGUAGUAUAAAAAAAAAAACUCACUUAAAUACUUCCUUUCCUACCUUCUUUCAAAUUUCAUGUCGAGUGUGGGCAUCUGUAUUAUUAUGAGCUUUUUCAUUUCAAUUGAUAAUAAUAAAUUGCUCAUGAAUGUGCUACUUUUCCGCCCUAGCUAGUUCGAUAAUUAGCACUUUACGUGCCUAUGUCGAAAAUUUAAAGGGCCAUAUGUAGUGUAAAACGCUGUACUUAUACAAUACGCGUACGAAUAUGUGAUUCGCAACUGGUGUCUAUUUAAAAUACUUCCUCCGGUCGUGUUUCAAUAUAUCACCGCUCGUUGCGAAUUUCCUACUUUUCGCACGUGUAUUGUAUAAGUACUGUAAUAUUCAAGAGAUUUAUAGGUCAGUCUUUGGUAUAUUAAGUACGAAAUAGGGCUACCUACUUUCUUAUUGUGAAAUAUUCAGUUAAAACAUAUAAUCCAGCUUAGUUUACGUGUACCUAAGUAUGUGUGUUUAGUUUAAAUUAGGCGUCAAUUGUUGUAGUACGAAUCACUGUCUAAUUUUACGAAUUACCUAAGUCAUAAUCGUAGAUAUUAAUAAUAAAAAAAUAUUUAUGGACAUGUA